This is a messenger RNA of Penaeus vannamei (Pacific white shrimp), 3644 nucleotides long. NCBI's taxonomy places the organism in Eukaryota, Metazoa, Arthropoda, Malacostraca, Decapoda, Penaeidae. The record is from RefSeq and is a predicted model, not a curated record.
GUUGCAUUUGAGUAGUGCUUGAAGUUAGACUUUGAAGGUAGCAAUAUCAAACAGCUGCAUUAUUGUUGGGAACAGAAGAGGUAAUGCCUGUAGGAAUCGGGUCGGCAGUGCUGGGGGCGCUCAGAGCCGUGUCCGUCGAGCCGGUGAUGCUGGUGGACGGGGCGUGCAAUCAGGCGAUGCUGCUCUUCAUCGAGAACGUUCAGAUGAACAAAAUUUGCUCUGUCAGCCUUGGAUUUCCUGAUCAAGUGUGCAAUAACUUAUCGGCCCAUGAAGAGAGAAAUGUUCUGGUCCAGCGAGAGUUCAGCGUCUUUACCUUUUAUAACAGUAUCAUCAUGUCUGUCAUUCCUCUUAUCUUCGUGCUCUUCAUGGGAGCUUGGAGUGAUAUAUAUGGCAGAAAGAUCCCCUUGUUAAUAACAUUGACUGCUCAUGUACUGCACGCUGGAGGAUAUCUUCUGAGCAACUGGCAGACGUCUUGGCCGGUUGAGGUCAUCUACUUCGUCACCCUCUUGGAGGCUUUGGGCGGCGCCAACGUGGGCCUCUUGUCUACCACCAUCAGCUACAUCAGUGACAUUUGCCCUGAGAAAACUCGCACCUCUCGCGUCAGCACAGCCAACUCUCUGUGGUACCUCGGGGGUCCAGUGGGCACCCUGGUCGGGGCGCUGGUCAUCAAGUACGGAGGCUACAACUUGGCUCUCCUGCUGGUUCUGCUGGCCUACCUCUCGGCCGUCCUCUACGUGGUCUUCGUCAUCAAAGAAUCGCACGGACCUUUCGCCAAGACGGCUUUGCAGGCCCACGGAUCAGCCAAGCAGGAACCAAGUCCCGACAGCAAGGAAGUGUCCAAGCUCCGCAUGGCGUCCGAUUUCUUCAAUUGGCGGCGUGUGGUCGAGUCCUUCAAGACGGCGUUCAGACAGCGUGAGGGCAACACUCGAAUAGUUCUGUUGGCUAUUGUCUUCAGCAACAUGAUUCGGCGGGCUGCUAGAGGUUUCUUCAUGUACAUGUUUGUGCGUCGAGCGCUUAGUUGGGAGGCCACCGACUAUGGCUACUGGGCCACAUAUCGGAACCUACUGGCGGCCACUGGUUCUUUACUGCUGGUUCCAGUCUUAACCAAUUCGCUAGCAACCACUGAUGUUUUAUUGAUAAUAAUGGGAUCUACUUCCCUUAUUGGAGAAUAUAUUUGCUACGGCCUUGUCAGCGGCGUGUCUCAGAUGUUCCUCAUGUGGCUUGGGCCUCCUGCCGGAAUAAUUUCGAACGCCAGCGUCAUCGCCUUCAGAUCCAUGUCAACUAAGAUUGUCAGCAAAGAAGAAAAAGGUCGCAUCAGUGCUGUCAUGGCCGCCAUGAACGGCCUGAUGCCCAUGGUCGCCUACGCCGCCUAUUCCCCCAUUUACUACGUGACUGUCGAGACCUUCCCCGCCACGCAGUUCUUCUUCGGAGCCUCACUCAACCUCUGCGUAGUCGCCAUGUUCACAAUAAUUCACUUUACGUAUUCAUCGGUAUCUAUGGGCUCCUGCAAGUCAAAAGAUCUUGAAUCGGGUUAGAAAUUAAUAGGACAUUUCUUGAAAAGAUGAAGAGCAAAUACGCUUUCAGCUUACAACUAGCCCCGGGGACCCUCAGCCAUUCGCCAAAGACCAUUAGACCCGGAGAGAGAGCAGACGCUGCCGCCGUCCGAGCGCUGCCCUUUGGCCCUGGACGAACGCAAACACCGGCGCCCUUGGCCGACGGAGACCGAAAAGGACGCGGACAGAGGCUGACUCUCCUUCGGUGCGUCGCGGUGAAGCUCCUCCUUCGAGGUCUGACGAGGAUAAAGACCCAAAUCCUGGGAGCAAAUAGAAAGUGCGGUUGUCAAGAUGAUCUCAUUACGGAUAUUCAGACAAUACCUAGGGAUAAGCAAACAUCUUCCAAGAUGGAAUGAAGACAGCUGCUACGGGUUCGACGGGCGAUACGGGUGUAGAUUAUGGAGUAGAUUAUCGAUAAGACUGAAAACGAUCGUUGAAUUAGAAUUUACAGUUAUCAAAUCUUCUAUGAAUGUCAUAAUUUGACCGUUAUAAUUCGACCUUAAUUUAGAUUUUAUUGAUAUAAUAUAAUGUCUAAAAAUAUUUGCCAUAUCUAACUUGCAUAUUACAUAGGUUUUAUGGGUGUGUACGAGUGCCAAUAAUAUAUGUAUCAAAAUUUACCGCUCGCUAUCCUUCUACUGGUUUCCUUUAUUGCACUGUUACGAAGAUUAGAGCUAACCUGUCAAAUACAUAUUAUGAAGGCACGUAAUUGCCAUUAUGUGUUAGCCGUCAACUUCAUAUGAAAUAUAUCUAUUCAUAUAAUUUCCGUUUCUUUGCUUCGGUAAUCAUCAAAUGCGCAUUAUUGUUCAGUGUAGAGCCUGCACGCUGACUGUUUUGUUGAUAUUAUUUUUCCAAGGUUACUACGGCACUGGGGUUGGGGUCUUGUUACGUGUUGUUGAAGCUGAAAUGGUAACAAAUGAAGAAAGCAUACAUUACAUUUUCACGUUACAUAUUAAUUAUCACAUGCAUAGCCAUGCAAUGUAUGGCUAGGAUAGACCGAAAAAUGAAAUAUAGAAUGAUUUCAAAUCUAUUUCAUUUUCCAGUAAAAUGAUUUUGUGUAUAGUGUUUGUUGUGUCAUUUCAUAAGGACAUUAGUGUAUUUAACGUACUAAUCGGGAUGCAUUACCCCGUCCCCCACUCUGCAAGGCUCACGACCCUGCCCUUUUCCGGUUCGCACCCCCCCCCCCCCCCCCCGAAAAGGACAGGGCUCUAUCCUUGAAAACGCUUGGCUUUCUGUCGCUUCAAACUAGCGGUGGAUUGCUACAGAUCAGGAAAUUAUUUUUGGGGAGGGGGAAUUAUAUAACGCUUAAUGUUACACUUGCGUAAGACAGUGGUUUAUAUAACUUAUAUCCAUAAUGCCAUGCUUGUUUGUUUAGUUAUUUGAGCAAAUGGAGUAUGAGGUGGCGUUAAGUAUUACAAUCACAGUUUUACGAACUUUAAAUCUAGAAACUCUGUGAGAGCGCCAUUCGUUUAUCCGGCACUAACUCCCAUAUCGGAGUUUAUGGCUGUAACAUGUUUGAAAAUAGAAUUAUAUAAAAAUAACAGCAACAACAAUAAAGGGGAUGAAGAUAACAGUAUGUUAUCGUUAUGGCCUUAUAUUUCCAUUAUAUCUGCUUGCCAAUAUAAAUGAUGUUCGAAAUAACUAACUAAACAAGAUAAUUUAGCAUUUGAGAUUCUUUCACUUGACCAAAAACAUCACGCUGGUCAUAAUCUAUUUUUUUUCAUUCAUUUUUUUUUUUUCGAAAUUUCCAAUCCCACCUGUCCCUUUUUGAUGCGAAUACCCACUCCUUAACCAUCAACCACAAUAUAUGCCGCAUACCUGAGCAUUUUGAUAGUUUUUGUGGUCUGCCUUUUAGGCCUAUAUUUAGCGUGAUCGGCUUAUGUGAGACAGCUUAUAGAUGAAAUAUAGGAAGCCGCAUAUGAACCAUGAAAUGGCACAGCUGAUUAAACUGAGAAAUCAGAAAAAAGGGCUCUCUACUCAUGAAAAAGUUCUCUGCUAAGGCAACAAGGUACCUUGUAUAUCUGUGGUACAAAAGAUAUGUAACAUGUAAAGAAAUUAGAUAGCAAUAAUAGUUAAUAAAAUAACUAAAGACUG